GGCCAGUCAAAAUGCAUUGGCAGUGUGCUCAGAUUGGACGGAUAUUGUUGUAGAGCGAUACGAUAUCAUGCCUGCGACCCGAUUGGAGGAGAGAAGUGAAACUGUACAGCAAACGGCCCAAGGCUGUAACAACGCCAAAGGAAAAGGCAGCUCUGCCGGGACAACAUUGUCAAUCAGCCGAAUUCUGAUGUCACUAUGAAUCACAUGUUCACUAUUUCGGACAAUGAAUCAGAGAACUCUGAUGAUGCAGCAGAAGCUGACCAAUCAAAGGGCAAACCAGGAGACGAAGUCACCUUGCCAGACAUCACCCUGUCAGCGCCGGCACACGACCGACUGAGGAUGUACUCGGAUUCCCAAGCUUCCACGGGGAGCCAAGCGGAAGACGGCGACUUGCCCGGAGGAGCCGUGUUCGAUGAGGGCGGAGGGGCCGCCGAGACGCCGCCAAUACGCGGACGCUCGCGGUCGGCACCGCCUCAGCUGUGGGCGGCAAUGCGAUACGGACGGCAGCUGAGGCGCAUGAGCGACGAGUUCGACACCUUGAUGGACAAAGGGGAGAUGAAGAAAUUGCAGAAAGCAGCGGCCUCUAAGUGGAUGCGUCCCUCCCUCAGCUGGUUUGCUUUCUGGAGACGCAGGGACUCUGACACCGAUGUAAACAGCAACGGCUCUGGAACGGACAGGUCUGCAGACUAAUGGAGGGAAGGGAGGAAGAGUGGGAGGAAGAGAGCAGCGGGAGGGACUGCUCAAAGUUACCAAAAACCAGGGCAGAGACUGCAACUCAGGACCAGCUUAUUUAGAGCACAGGAGAAUGGGGGUGGGAAGGUGGGGGGGGGGGGGUGUUUUACCAGCACUCCGACCCCCAGGUUGACAAAUGACUGUUCCUUAAGUAAACGCUAUGCAAAAAAUAAUAGGAAAAAAAAA
Anguilla rostrata (American eel) is the source of this 918-nucleotide messenger RNA. Its product is annotated as bcl2-associated agonist of cell death-like. Lineage: Eukaryota; Metazoa; Chordata; Actinopteri; Anguilliformes; Anguillidae. The coding region runs from base 196 to 690 and encodes 164 amino acids. Gene Ontology annotation, biological process: apoptotic process. The transcript has 4 exons. The record is from RefSeq and is a predicted model, not a curated record.